AUGACCCAAACACAAGAACGCCCGCGCGUGACCCUCGCGCAGGGCACGGUCGUCGGCGCCCGCGAGACGGGCGAGUUCCCCGGCGUGCUCGAGACGUUCAAGGGCAUCCCGUACGCCCUGCCGCCCACGGGGGACCGGCGCUUCCGCCCGCCGGUCAAGGUCCCGGCCGCCAGUCCCGACACCAUCAUCGACGCCUCGCAAUGGGGUCCGCGGGCGUACGCGAAGCAGUUCAUCAUCACGGGGCCCUCGCUGCCGGAGAGCGAGGAUUGCCUGACCGCCAACAUCUUCCGGCAGGAGAUAUCGCCAGCCGCAAGCCAAGAUGGCGAGAGCAAGAAGGAGAAGAAGCUGCUGCCCGUGGCCAUCUACAUGCACGGGGGCGCGUUCAACCGGGGCAACGCGGCGAUGCACAACUCGGCGGCGAUGGUGGGCUGGGCCGCCGAGCCCUUCAUCUGCGUGUCGUUCGGGUACCGCAUCGGGGCGCUGGGGUUCCUGCCGUCGGCGCUGAGCGCAAAGGAGGGCGCGCUGAACCUGGGGCUCAAGGACCAGAUCUGCCUCAUGGAGUGGGUGCAGGAAAACAUCCACCACUUUGGCGGCGACAUGGACUCGGUCACGUUGUUUGGGCUGUCGGCGGGUGCACACUCGAUCGGCCACCACCUUCUCGACUACGAGCCCGGCAAGAAACCCCUGUUCCACCGAGUCAUCAUCGAGUCCGGCAGCCCGACCUCGCGCGCGGUGCGACACUACGACAGCACGAUCCAUGAGAAGCAGUUUGCCGACUUCCUCGCCGCCGUGUCGCUGCCGGCCGGCACGCCCGAGCCCGAGAUCUUCCCGUACCUGCGCUCUUUACCCGUGACCACCAUCGCCGCGGCCCAGACGCAGGUGUUUGGGGCCUACAACCCUUCUCUGCGGUGGGCCUUCCAGCCCGUCAUCGACGGCGAGAUCAUCCGGCGCGCCCCGAUGGACACGUGGCGCCAGGGCUUGUGGCACCGCGGUAUUCCCAUCAUGACGGGCCACACGACCAACGAGGGGGCCAUCUACGUGAACCGCAAGAUGGGCACGGACGCCGAGUUUGUGUCGUUCUGGAAGACGCUGCUGCCCCAGCUCACCGACGACGAGGACAUCCCCAAGAUCAAGGCGCUGUACCCGGACCCGUUGGCCGAGACGGGGCAACCGGGACAAGACAAGUACGCCGAGAGGCGGCGCGGGUGUGUCGAGAGCGGCGAGAUUGGCGAGCAGUUCAAGCGCAUCGAGGCCGCAUACGCGCAGUACGCGUACAUCACGCCCGCCAAGCACACGGCGUACCUGGCGACCAACCCGGACCAGGAACAAGUGCCAGGACAGGGGACUGUGGUGCCGCCCGUGUAUGUGUACCACUGGGCGCUCGAGUCGGACGUGAUUGGCGGCGCCAAGCACGGCGACAACAUGGCCUUCGAGGCGCGCGACCCGAAGCGCAGGGGCGUGUCGCCCUCCCAGGACGCCAUCUCGGCCGUGCUGCACGCCUACGUGACGAGCUUCAUCUGCCACGCGGGCGACCCGAACGUGAUCCGCACGGCGGUCCGGAGCAGACCCGUGUGGGAGACGUAUACGCGGGACAAGCCGAUGUUGAUGAAGUUUGGCGAGAAGAACAAGGAGCUGGUGGGAGGGGCAGUGGAUGGUGGCCACCCAGCCGAGCUGGAAGAGGAUCGCAGCCGGGAUGAGUGUGAGUUCUGGUGGAGCAAGGUUGACAUCUCGUCGUUGUAA
Messenger RNA from Microdochium trichocladiopsis, 1740 nucleotides. RefSeq names its product Alpha/Beta hydrolase protein. Bases 1 to 1740 code for a protein of 579 amino acids. NCBI's taxonomy places the organism in Eukaryota, Fungi, Ascomycota, Sordariomycetes, Xylariales, Microdochiaceae. The transcript has 3 exons. The record is from RefSeq and is a predicted model, not a curated record.